This is a messenger RNA of Oppiella nova, 357 nucleotides long. The record is from the annotation of a GenBank genome assembly. NCBI's taxonomy places the organism in Eukaryota, Metazoa, Arthropoda, Arachnida, Sarcoptiformes, Oppiidae.
UUUGAGUGCUAAUGAAUUCUACACAUAAUAAGUCAACCAAAUUAUGUGGUGUUUGUGGUGACAAAGCAAAUGCCAGGAAUUUUGGGGCAUUCACAUGCGAGCCAUGCAAACAUUUUUUCAGGAGAUAUGGCCUUAAACCUGAGACGUAAGAAACAGGAGUGCAAUGAAUGUCCAGAUUCUGUGGACUCGACAACCAGUCUAUCAAAUCAAUCAUCAGAUGAAUCGCUAUGGAUAAUUAAAGGUUCAGAGUUAGCCAUUAAGGAAAUUGCUAAAUAUGUGAAGCAAUUGAAUGGAUUCAAAAAUAUCUGUCUCGAAGACCAGGAAUCACUUCUUAAGAUAAUAAAGUUUAUGAAAUGA